Messenger RNA from Mugil cephalus (flathead mullet), 446 nucleotides. RefSeq names its product ATP synthase membrane subunit k (gene atp5mk). The transcript has 4 exons. The record is from RefSeq and is a predicted model, not a curated record. NCBI's taxonomy places the organism in Eukaryota, Metazoa, Chordata, Actinopteri, Mugiliformes, Mugilidae. Bases 16 to 321 code for a protein of 101 amino acids.
UUUGGACCAAUAGCGAUGCACAUCUGGAUAGCCGUGAGUAGGCGGAACUUCCGAGCAAAUGUAGCAUUGCGGCCUCUGCUGAAGGACACCUGCCUGUCUUACUCUGUUGGUGCAAGGGUCGUGCUAAAGGACCGUAAAUUAUCCAUCAUGGGUGGCCACGACGCUGGAAGUCACCAGUUCACUGGGAUUGCCAAGUACUUCAAUUCAUACACAAUCACGGGAAGGAGGAAUUGUGUUCUGGCCACAUAUGCUACCAUAGCAGCCAUUGCACUUUUCUACAAAUUGAAGCCCAAGAAACAGGCUGCCGUCAAAGACAAGUGAUGAUGUUUCCCCUUGACCCACCAUUAAAAACAGCUGGGAGAUAGAGCAGCUGGACAUGCUUGUAAUAAAAUAUGUCUGUUUGGUUUCCCUAUGUUAUUAAUAAAGAAAAUGUAUGUCCAAACAUA